Molecule: messenger RNA, 1131 nt
Organism: Lactuca sativa (garden lettuce)
Lineage: Eukaryota; Viridiplantae; Streptophyta; Magnoliopsida; Asterales; Asteraceae
Source: RefSeq, a predicted model, not a curated record
AUGCUAGUUGUGAAAAGUGACGACCAGGUUCUCAAAAGAAAUGAAGAAAAAACCAGCGAGGAGUUGCAACCCAUUACUGAGAAAAAACGCAACUAUACACACCGCAAAAAGCGAAAUAACUGGGUGGAACGUGAAGAGUUGGCUUUGGCUAGGCAUAUGCCGAUGUUUCUAAAGAUAAACAAUGCGGAAAUCAACAAAGAUGAUUCAACCUAUGGUUACGCACAAUUUUGUAGAAGAUUUCGUAGGAGCAAAGGUUUGUUUAUGCGACUUGUUGGUGAAUUAGAGACGAAUUAUCCUUAUUUUCAAACAACAUGGGAUGAAACAAAUCAAAGAAGUUUCAGUGCGCUACAAAAAUGCACAUCAACAAUACGUCAAUUAGCGAAGGGUUAUAACCCAGACUCGUUAGAUGAGUCUCUGAAUAUGUCAGAAAUAACUUCUCGUGAAGCUCUUGAAAACUUUUGCUACGGUGUUGUUCAAAUGUAUAAGGCUGAAUAUUUACGUCGUCCAACAUCCACUGACAUUAAACUUUUGUAUGAAGCACAUGAAGCUAGACAUGGAUUCCCUGGAAUGUUUGGUAUCAUUGACUGCACACAUUGGAAUUGGAGGAAUUGUCUAACGGAAUUGAGAGGCCAAUACAUGAGGGGUGACCAUCAGUAUCCAUCAAUGAUACUAGAAGCGGACCCCGAUUGCUCAUUUUAUUUGAAUGGUGAACACUACAAACAUGGUUACUAUCUUGCGGAUGGAAUAUAUCCAUCAUGGGUUGUAUUUGUGAAGGCAUAUACCGACAAAAAGAUACGGUUCAAGGCGGCACAAGAAUCAGCAAGAAAUGAUGUAGAACGUGCUUUUGGGGUCCUUAAAGGAUGUUGGGACAUAUUAAAGAUGCCUGCACGAGCUAUGACGGUGAAGAAAACAAAAAAUAUAAUGCACGCUUGUAUUAUACUACAUAAUAUGAUAUUGAAAGAUGAGGGUGCUGCGAUAUCUCAUGUGUAUCAGCCCGAUUCCCCUACCGACGAAGUUAGUGACCAAGAAAUAAUACAUGAAUUGCGUGAUGCUGAAACCCACCACCAACUUCGAUCUGAUCUUAUUGAUUACAUUGAACAUGUCUACAUUCCAACUCUAGAUAAUAACUAG